UUUGAAAUGUGACCAAAUGAAAUCUUAAAAAAAAAUACAUGUGUGUUUAUAAUUGAAUCAAUGCCAUGGAAUGACCGCUAGUGUUUAACAGUGGAUUAUUUCUGAAUUACCUGAAAUAAUCUUCAUACUGAACACGUGUCAACCAUGAACGUGGUACAAUAUCUUGCGGGAAGCUUCUUCCUCGUGCUUCUAGUGCCACGUGCAUUUUGUGUUGCUCCAUCCGGAUGUGUAGAAAUUGAUGGGCUUUAUGAAUGCACCCAUGGAACAGUUAGUCUACCAAUGACGGAGACGUCUUUCAGUGCCCCAGUGGCACAGCGUGUCCGCCUAGUUUCAGCGUCAGGCAACCUCAACACGAACAUUUUCAGUUCUACGUUUGACUCCAUUGAUACAACACAGUUUGAUGCGAACUGGGCGGCUACUUUUGAAAUUAAGUGCAAUGGUGGCAGCGUAACCCUUGGUCAGAGCACAUUCGCCCGGAUGAACCACAUCCGGGACAUCAAGAUAGUUAACUGUGGCAUCACUGCACCGGCUAGCACAUUCACAAACCUAGUUUACUUGGAUCGACUGGUCAUUGAAAAUGGAUCCGUGGCGACAUGGGAUUCAGGUGCAUUAAGCGGCAUGCAAAUUGUAAAGUUAUCAGAUCCGAGUCCUGCAUACCCUGUCAGAACCGGUGAACUUAUAUUCCGGAACUCAAAGGUGGCUUCUUCCGCAUUCCUAUCUGAUUUCAUCGUAAGUCAAGGCAGGAUAGAAACCUUGAUUUUGGAGGGUAUGGGCAUUGAUACGCUGUAUGCUACUAUGUUCUCGAACACGACGAAACUGCGGUUUCUAUCGCUUGGAUACAACAGCUUUACAAGUAUGCCCACUGGCCUGUUCGACGGUCUUAACAGCCUAGCUGAACUUCACAUGUAUGACACGCAGCUCGACUGCAACUGUUCGAACCUCUGGCUCUUUGAGCACGCCCAAACCACUAAGAUGAAGAUCCGCGGAGAUAUCACCUGUGCCACGCCGGCUGAUUGGCUCAACUACAGAGCAGCGUCGUAUUACCAGGCAAACUGUGUCACGGUGGAGGCAGCUUGCGGCAGCGGAAUGAUACUGAUGAAUGCCUGUAUUACAUACUUUGAACUUGCAAUGUACGGGGUAUGCGCCUGGGCGUUUAUCCUUGCUAUUAUUGUGCUGAUCCUGGUUAUCCACACCAAACGACAAGUCAGUGGAGGUCACGGCUCCUCGCGCAAGAAGAAAGGCGGUCCUGGCAAGAAACCACCAGGCGGGAAAAAACGCCCGCCAAAUGGCACCAAGAAGGGAUGGGCAUAAACAGUCUAGAAACUUCUUGUUCCAUCUUGUUAUUCCUGGGUGUUAUUCAAGGAUGACUCAUGUCCAUUCAAUAUAUGUGUUGUUUCUGCUUUGGUUUCUUAUGAUUUAACAGCUAUAAUAGUUUUUAUUAAGGAAAUAUUGGAAGUUAUACAAAAUUUAUGUAGAUAAGAGAUCUGUGUAAAGCUGCGGUCUCACCUACCGGGAUGUUCCGGGACGAUCCGUGGUGAAAUUAUUGUUGCGGUUACACUAGCCCCGGCAGUACUACGGUAAUUUCCAACUAACCACCCAGGAUGCGCUCCGGAUCAUCAAGGCAGAGCCCAGGUGAAGCUACGGUUCAUGCCCGUGCCUCCCCGGUCGUUCCCGGAUGACGCCGGAAGAGCCCCGUUUAGCCCAGGCAGAGCCCAGGUCGAUCCAGGCAGAGCCCCGGCAGAGCCCAGGACGAUUCAAGCAGAGCCCCGGUAGAAGCCCGGUGGAUUGAAAACGCGCGAAAAUGAUUACAUUGAUACAUAAUUUUUAUUUUAUAUAUAUAUCUAUUGUUCCAGAAUAAUAAUUCAUGAUGAUUUUCUGAAAAAUUCUUAUGCAAGACUUGGAUAGAAGGGAAAUAGGAAGGAUUUAAUACAAGCAAGUGCAAUCAUUACAAAUUGUCGUGAUUCUAUUGAAAUGAACCGGGCUUUGCUGUGGCUCUACCGGGAUCAAUCGUAGCUCCAUCGUCAUCCUCCGGGGCUCUGCCGGCAUCCUCCAGGGCUCUGCCGGCAUUCACCGGGGCUCUGCCAGCAUUAACCGGGGCUCUACCGUAGCUCUACCGGCUAAAUUAUACCCCGAAUCAUUCCCGGUUUAUGCCGGCAGAGCUACGGUGCUUCCCCGGCAAAGCUAUACUUCCCGGAUCAUCCCGGACUACCCCGGUGAUAUUAAAUAUUUUAUUCCAUCCCCGGGUCGAAUGCCGGAUGUUCCCGGAUCAUUCCGGACGUUGCCGGUAAAGUUACGGAUGUACCCGGUUGUUCCCAGUCGUACCCCGGUCGUUCCCGGAUCACCCCGGACGUCUAACGGGGCUCUGCGGGAUGUCAGCGAGGCUGUAGCUUUACGAAAUUUUAACAGGCGUAUUUCUUAUUUUACUAUGUAUACAUUUUUCAAGUUCAUGAACGAAGUAUUUUUAUUGCUGAAGACAAUUUUGUUAUAAUUUUUGUUCGUUGAUUAUUUAUUUUAUUGUUGUUGUUUUCUUUUAUUAUUUGUUUGCUUUUGCGCCCGCGCGCGAGCGUGUUCGCAGGGAGUAGGGAUUGGCUCUCAGUGCACCAGCGUCAGCCUGGGUAGAACAACUUGCUUUCAGGUUCCUAACAUGAAAGAUUCAAGAUGAAUUUUUAAAAGAAAUUACAUGUUUAAUCAUUAAAGGUAUGCUCGCUAUAUACAUUUAGAUCGGUAACAUACAA
Ruditapes philippinarum (Manila clam) is the source of this 2735-nucleotide messenger RNA. RefSeq lists its product as uncharacterized. Bases 145 to 1311 code for a protein of 388 amino acids. The transcript is spliced from 7 exons. The record is from RefSeq and is a predicted model, not a curated record. Gene Ontology annotation, molecular function: protein binding. Lineage: Eukaryota; Metazoa; Mollusca; Bivalvia; Venerida; Veneridae. Gene Ontology annotation, cellular component: plasma membrane.